This is a messenger RNA of Dreissena polymorpha, 1081 nucleotides long. RefSeq lists its product as uncharacterized. Lineage: Eukaryota; Metazoa; Mollusca; Bivalvia; Myida; Dreissenidae. The record is from RefSeq and is a predicted model, not a curated record. The coding region runs from base 74 to 412 and encodes 112 amino acids. The transcript is spliced from 2 exons.
AAAUUGAAGAGGUGUAUGUCUUUAUAGACCAUUUUAGAGCCACAACGUUCAGAGAUUAUUUGGCCUUCUAGAAAUGGUUAACGCACCGAGUACAGUGACCGUUCUUUUGCUCGUCUGCGUCGCUGGCGUCGUCGGCGAGGUAACGACAAGGACCGUGAUUCCCCGGAAGUUCAGGUACGAGACGGCAUGCUGGGAUCAGUUUUAUGGAUCGCCGAUGUCCGGCUGGGAUUAUUACAAGGUAACAAGCAAAGAGAAAUGCCAGAUGAAAUGCGUGGACGCUGGGCCCACGUGCGUGGCAUUCUUUUGGCGCCAGACGGCGUCCUGGUGUCGUCUGAACCAGCUGAAGCACGGGAACAGAACGCUGAUCUGCCCUUCAUGGGACCACGUGGUGUACGCUGAGGAGAAACAUUGAACUUCAUUUUCACUUAACCGCAGGCAGUCGUCAUUCAGCGCCUUCAUACAGAAUACUAUGUAAUAUUUUAAGAGGGCGGUUGUGUAAAAUGAAAAAAAAUAUAUAUAUGAAAACGGCGCCUGUGUUAAAUGGACCUGUUCACAGAUUUUCCAUGUCAUAAAGUUUUUCAUUAAAUUGUUUUUAAAUUGAUAAUUGAAAAUAUCGGAACUUAAAAGCGCCAGUAUAAAACAAGAAUAAAAUUAAAGAAAGAAAAAGAAAUCUACACCCGGGCUCGAACCACUGACGCUUUGAAUAAAAUACACACGCGUUUACCCUUCGGAUAUAAUGUUUUUGUACUGUAUUAAAGCAAUCUUCGAUAUGUUACAUACUAUAACAAUAACAAAUGAACAUCUAUCUGAUAUACUGUUUCAGUGAUUGAUACCCAUUUAUUAUUCACUUGCGAUUUCGUUUUGUGCUGUUUUCACUACAAAUGUAAAAAAAAUAAUAAGGUCACUAGAAAUAUUGUUACAUCCUUAAAGCUUCUGUGACCAAUGGGAAAUCUUGCUUCAAACUACUGUCGAGCCCACUUGCGCGCUGAAUCGCUUUCUUUAUGGUCUCCGGAUCACGGACAAGUUCCUGGGCACUUGCACUUAUUGCACUAUCUAACAGAGACGAUUCAAUAGCAGUCCU